Neltuma alba is the source of this 1008-nucleotide messenger RNA. RefSeq lists its product as uncharacterized. The record is from RefSeq and is a predicted model, not a curated record. The transcript has 8 exons. The coding region runs from base 1 to 804 and encodes 267 amino acids. NCBI's taxonomy places the organism in Eukaryota, Viridiplantae, Streptophyta, Magnoliopsida, Fabales, Fabaceae.
AUGGAACCGGGAAAAAUUUUCCAGCAGGAGUUACUGCCGAAAUACGAGUGUCUUCUCUUCGAUGUUGAUGACACUCUAUAUCCCCUGAGCUCUGGUUUGUCAAAAGAAUGCGCCCAAAAUAUAAUCGAAUAUAUGGUUCAGAGACUUGGCAUAGACGAAAAAGAAGCCCCUAAAAUGAAUCAAGUUUUGUACAAGAAUUAUGGCACAUCCAUGGCCGGUCUUAGGGCCGCUGGCUACGAUUUUGAUUAUGAUGACUAUCACAGCUUUGUUCAUGGGAGAUUAUCCUAUGCGAAACUGCAUCAUGACUACCACCUCAGGACCCUUCUUCUUAGCCUGCCUGUACGGAAAGUUAUAUUCAGCAAUGGGGACAAGGCUCACGUAGCCAAGGUUAUCAAGAGGCUUGGAUUAGAGGGCUGUUUCGAUGAAACCAUUUGCUACGAGAAUCUGAAUCCCCCUCCCAAUACAAAUGACACUAACGGCUCAGCGUCCCUACCAAUUCCUAUCUUUUGCAAACCCCAAGAGAUUGCGUUUGAAGUUGCUUUUAAAAAAGCUGACAUUGACCCCAGGAAAACGUUAUUCUUCGACGACAGCAUUCGCAACAUACAGGCUGCAAAGCGUGUGGGGCUCCAAACUGUGUUGGUUGGCUCUCCUUUACAGUCAGAUGGCGUGGAUUUUACAUUAGAAAGCAUCCAUAACCUAAAGGAGGCAUUACCACAGCUCUGGCAGCUUCAUGACUUUGAAAAGUCAGAGAACAGGAAUGAGACUCGCAGAGAGACGGGAAUGGAAACUUCCGUAGUAGCAUAGCUUCCAAACCCUUCUUCCUCACGCAGAAUUGCAGACCAAUGUAACAUCCUGUCGCUUCUGUAUCAUCAUCAUUCGUCAACUACCCCAAUGUGGUAUGUUAUUAGUUGUUGCAUGGAACAUAAGCCCAACUCGGGUCAAUAGCAAAAUCGACUCAUCAAACUUGUUAAUCAAGAAAUCUUUCUUGAUACAACAUGAUGGAUUGUG